This is a messenger RNA of Ctenopharyngodon idella (grass carp), 1226 nucleotides long. It is a transcript of the gene creg1, whose product is annotated as cellular repressor of E1A-stimulated genes 1. The transcript has 4 exons. NCBI's taxonomy places the organism in Eukaryota, Metazoa, Chordata, Actinopteri, Cypriniformes, Xenocyprididae. The record is from RefSeq and is a predicted model, not a curated record. Bases 107 to 715 code for a protein of 202 amino acids.
UGCGUUCGCAGUGACUCAGUGGUCAUGUGAGUCAGUGUUGUUCUGUGUUUACAGUGACUCUGUGGUCAUAUGAAUCAUAUGUGCUCGUGAAUCGCAGUGGUCAGUCAUGUUUCGCGCGCUGCUCGCGGUGUUUCUGGCGGUCGUUAUCGCGCGUUGCGGUGCUCUGUCGGUUCCGCCGCAUGAGGAGGUGGCUCGGAUGGCUCGGUUCGUGGUCCACAAGUGUGACUGGGCUUCGAUGGCGACGAUCUCCACUCAUGAUCCGGUGAGAGGACAGCCGUUCUCCAACGCCUUCUCCAUCAGCGACGGGCUCGCGGGCAACGGAACCGGAACCCCGUACAUGUACCUGACACACAUGGAGAUCUCGGUGCAGGACCUGCAGGUCAAUCCGCAGGCGUCUCUGUCCGUGUCUCUGGCUCAGACACACUACUGUAAGAACCACGGCUUCGACCCUCAGAGCCCUCUGUGCGCUCACAUCAUCCUGUCCGGCUCCGUGAUGCAGGUGAACGACAGCGAGGCGUCCGUGGCUAAAGCCGCUCUGUUCGGCAGACACCCGGAGAUGAUCGACUGGCCCACUGACCACAACUGGUUCUUCGCCAAGUUCAACAUCACUCAGGUGUGGGUGCUCGACUACUUCGGCGGAGUGAAGACCGUCACGCCGGAGGAGUAUUACAGCGCCGCUCCGCACCGGACACACGCCGGAAGUGACAUGCGGUGAUCUUGAUGAACUGGAUCAGAAGACACUCAGAUUGAUGAAUAAUUCUCAGGUUGAUGUGUGUGUGUGUGUGUGUGUGUGUGUGUGAGACAUGUUACACGAGUGUUGAAACCUGAUGUUGUAAAUCUACAUGUUUGAAAGCGUUUAGAAUAAAUGCGCAGAAUCAUUUUUGCAGUUUGCACAAGAUUUUUAACUUUAACAUUAGCAGAUUUUCAAUGGAAAUCCAGUGGAGCCUUUAAUCAUAAAGUGAGAUUCGCGUGUCACUCAUACAUGUUUCAUUUGGUGUUUGUCAGCAACCUCUGACCCCUGACCCCUGACCUGUGACCGAAAUGUGAAUCUCACAAGAUGACUUUUUGCAUUUAGGCUCAUUUUGCUUAUAUUUUAUAAUCGAAUUGAAUUUAAAAAUAAGUCAAACAUUAUUUGCUCAGAGUGAUUAUUUCUCAGAUGUUGAUGUGUGUUUUGAGUGUGUCUGAUGUGAUGUAGAGUGCCGUGAAAUAAAGAUCUUACAGAUGCA